AAACAUCAUAUUAGUUCAAAAAUCGGCCGCACACGUCAAAGUAACUUUCGUACAAGUAAUUUGCUUAUAAAAAAAUGGCUGAAGGAAACGACGAAAACAUUUUGAAUUGCGUAAAAAAUUAUUUGGAAAGCGACAGAUCCUUGGGGCCGUUGAGGGGCCAGAUUCGAGAUGCGGUCACAUCUAUUUUGAGUAAGAAUUCGUCCGCCUUCAAACCGCCAGAAGUUCCUGAUGAAGUCAGAAUUGUCAAUGAGUUAAUCCGCGAAUAUCUAAAUUGGAAUGGGUACUAUUACACUGAGAAAAUGCUAUCGAAGGAGUCCGGACAAACCAACAGGAGACUUGACAGAAAUGAACUUACCGAUCAGUUGAACGUACUGGACGACGAGAGAACCGUGAAAAUUCCAAUAAUGUAUUACAUUGUUUCCUCCUUUCAAAAGUCGAUCGAGAAAAAGCCAAACAAGAAGUAAAUUUCAACAAAAUUAUCAUUUCUCUAACUACUACAGAUAUUUUAUCAUACUUAUGACUAUUAUAUUAUACUCUAUAUUAUAUUAGAUAAUAAAUAAAUGCUUAUAAA
This is a messenger RNA of Aethina tumida (small hive beetle), 571 nucleotides long. Its product is annotated as centrosomal protein 20-like. The coding region runs from base 75 to 464 and encodes 129 amino acids. Gene Ontology annotation, molecular function: protein binding. Gene Ontology annotation, cellular component: motile cilium; ciliary basal body; centrosome. The record is from RefSeq and is a predicted model, not a curated record. The transcript has a single exon. Lineage: Eukaryota; Metazoa; Arthropoda; Insecta; Coleoptera; Nitidulidae. Gene Ontology annotation, biological process: cilium assembly; microtubule anchoring.